This is a messenger RNA of Uranotaenia lowii, 1113 nucleotides long. Its product is annotated as V-type proton ATPase subunit D 1. Gene Ontology annotation, molecular function: proton-transporting ATPase activity, rotational mechanism. The coding region runs from base 118 to 858 and encodes 246 amino acids. NCBI's taxonomy places the organism in Eukaryota, Metazoa, Arthropoda, Insecta, Diptera, Culicidae. The transcript is spliced from 5 exons. Gene Ontology annotation, cellular component: proton-transporting V-type ATPase complex. The record is from RefSeq and is a predicted model, not a curated record.
UUUUGAGUGUAGAGAUAAACGUCAAGAGGGCAAAAAAUAAGAAAAUAGUCACUUGAUCUUGUGACCAGUUUUGCAUUGGUGGGUCGAUUCGUGAGUUUGUCCAGGAAACUUUUUAAAAUGUCGUCCAAGGAUCGAAUUCCAAUUUUCCCGUCCCGCGGUGCCCAAAUGCAAAUGAAGGCUCGUCUUGCUGGAGCCCACAAAGGUCACGGGUUACUCAAGAAGAAGGCUGAUGCCCUCCAGAUGAGGUUCCGAAUGAUCCUCAGCAAGAUCAUUGAGACGAAAACCUUGAUGGGAGAGGUGAUGAAGGAAGCAGCCUUUUCUCUGGCAGAGGCCAAGUUUCUGUCCGGAGAUUUCAACCAGGUGGUGCUGCAAAACGUUACCAAGGCCCAAAUCAAGAUCCGCACUAAAAAGGAUAACGUCGCUGGUGUAACAUUGCCAGUUUUCGAAUCCUACCAGGAUGGCAGCGAUACAUAUGAGUUGACUGGUCUGGCCAAGGGUGGUCAGCAGAUGCAGAAGCUGAAGAAAAAUUACCAGAGCGCCGUCAAGCUGCUCGUUGAAUUGGCUUCACUCCAGACUUCAUUUGUAACCUUGGAUGAAGUUAUCAAAAUCACCAACAGAAGAGUCAACGCUAUCGAACACGUUAUUAUUCCUCGCAUAGAUCGCACUUUGGCUUAUAUCAUUUCGGAACUGGAUGAGUUGGAAAGAGAGGAAUUCUAUCGCUUGAAGAAAAUUCAGGAUAAGAAACGCAUCGCCAAAAAGAAGGAAGAUGAUCGCAGGGCCGCCCUGCUGGAAAAAGGCAUAGAUGUCCGAGAUCAAGCCAACCUACUAGACGAAGGCGACGAUGAUAUUUUGUUCUAAAAACUUCCGUUUGGAUUUGGCGCACGUUAUAAGAUCGAACACAUACACCAGAAUUGGAUUAAAAGCCAUUCCGGAAAUAACGCAACAGUAAACGGUUUUGAGCUUCGGUAGCCUAUUUCGACAUCCGAAAUCAAUCUGUGUCGGUCUUUUCAUGUACAAGAUGUAUUUUUCCUUUGUUUUUAAUUGUGUAUCUAGUUUAACGUACAUAGUGCAUUCGUAUAUUCACAGAAUAAAAGUGGUUGGUACGAUGAGAUA